Molecule: messenger RNA, 1763 nt
Organism: Limulus polyphemus (Atlantic horseshoe crab)
Lineage: Eukaryota; Metazoa; Arthropoda; Merostomata; Xiphosura; Limulidae
Product: POC1 centriolar protein homolog A-like
Exons: 15
Coding region: 83-1480 (465 amino acids)
Biological process (GO): cilium assembly
Cellular component (GO): ciliary basal body; centriole
Molecular function (GO): protein binding
Source: RefSeq, a predicted model, not a curated record
CAAAUAUGGAAACAGUUUCUGCAAAAACAAAUUGAUAAAGCUGUAUGAAAAAAUAUAAUACACCAAUUAUAGCAGACUGGAGAUGAACAUGGCUCAAUUAGAAGAAGAUCCAACAUUAGAAAGGCAUUUCAAGGGCCAUAAAGAUACAGUUUUAAGUGUAGACUUUAACCCCAACUUGAAACAACUUGCAUCAGGAGGAGCUGACAGUUGUGUGAUGAUAUGGCACUUCAAACAGCAAAUGAGAGCUUACAGAUUCAUUGGUCACAAGGAUAUAGUCACUUCUGUCAACUUUUCUCCAUCUGGGCACAUUGUGGCCUCUGCAUCUAGAGACAGAACUGUACGACUUUGGAUCCCAAAUAUGAAAAGUGAAUCAACUACAUUUAGAGCUCAUACAGCAACUGUAAGAAGUGUGGAUUUCUCUAAUGAUGGUCAGUUUUUGGUAACAGCAUCAGAUGACAAGUCUGUGAAGGUUUGGGCAACUCAUCGACAGAAGUUUUUAUUUUCAUUAGUACAGCAUUGUAAUUGGGUGAAGUCUGCUCGGUUUUCUUGUGAUGGCCGACUAAUUGUGUCUGGUGGAGAUGACCGAACUGUGAGAAUUUGGGACACAAAUAGUAAACAGUGUGUGCAUACAUUCCCAGAACAAGGAGGGAACAUAAAUUGCGUAGCGUUUCAUCCAAGUGGAACUUGUGUGGCAGCAGCAGCUCAAGACAGUACUGUCAAAGUGUGGGAUGUCCGUAUUAAGAAACUCUUACAACAUUAUCAAGCCCACAGUUCUGGAGUCAACAGCUUGUCUUUCCAUCCAUCAGGAAACUAUCUUUUAACAGGUUCCAGUGACUCAACUCUAAAAGUGUUAGACUUGCUGGAAGGCCGACCCUUUUAUACAUUGCAUGGACAUCAGGGUUCUGUAUGUGGAGUUGCCUUUUCAAGAAAUGGAGAUUACUUUGCUUCUUGUGGAGCAGAUGAGCAGGUCAUGGUAUGGAAAACUAACUUCCACCACAUAUAUUCAAAUUCUGUAGCAAAAUCUCAGCAGCAAACUAAUUUAGUAUCAGAACCUCCACCACAUAUCCAAGACAUAUCUCCAAGAAUUCCAAAAAAACUAGGAAGGCCAACUGAGGUCGAUGCCAGGAUCAAACUGAAAGAUAUGGCUGUGUCAGACCCUGAGAUUACAGAUAUAGGACCUGCUAUAUUCACUAAUGAUAGUGGAACAGGCACAGUAAGGGUGAACCCAGAGGAUGAAGAUCCUGUUACAACACAAUUAGAAGAAAAAACUUCCAUUCCUCCUCAGCUUAACCAAACACUUCAGCAUAUUGUAUCACAGUUGGACCUCCUGACACAGACAAUGUCAAUUCUUGAGCAACGUCUUACAUCUGCUGAAGACAGACUUCAAGAACUAGGUAGACAAUUCUUAGCAAUGUCUUGUGAUGUGGCUACUAGUAAUGGAAAGGGUAUUGAAGGUUUAGCAAGUGGAAAAGAUGGUUAACCAUCCAGGAAUACAUCAGAAUAGUGGUUGGUGUUAAGGAACUGUUACAUGUUUGCCUAUAUAGUUAUUUUUAGUGACUGUAUCUUUGGUUUGUAAAUUGAUUUGCAAUUUUAUUCAUUAAAAGGUGGAAAAAUAUCAGAAAACCUUAUUGAAUAAGUGUGAUAUUUUUUAUAAUGAAUUUGAAGCUGCAGGAAAAGAAACUGUGCACGAAGGUACUAAAAUUAUGCCAAAUAUUGGUUAAAACUGUACUGCAAUUUAUUUUAUCAGUGUUUAGCCCUAGAAU